This is a messenger RNA of Zingiber officinale, 1644 nucleotides long. Its product is annotated as UDP-rhamnose/UDP-galactose transporter 6-like. NCBI's taxonomy places the organism in Eukaryota, Viridiplantae, Streptophyta, Magnoliopsida, Zingiberales, Zingiberaceae. Gene Ontology annotation, molecular function: UDP-galactose transmembrane transporter activity; antiporter activity. The transcript is spliced from 6 exons. Bases 352 to 1362 code for a protein of 336 amino acids. The record is from RefSeq and is a predicted model, not a curated record. Gene Ontology annotation, cellular component: Golgi apparatus.
UGGAUCCAUCCGAUCAUGACCAAAUCGAUUCUGCGUGGGCUCGUCUACUCGUGUUCCACUUCGUGCUCUGCUUGCUCGAACGUUUUCUUGCUUGCAACCAAAUCGAGGAAGAAGAAACCAAAGCUAAAGUAGACCAGUAUCUUCCUCUCAUCUCAGGCCAGAUCGAGAUCGGGACGACGGUCUCACUACCUUUCGUUCUCGAUCUUCCCUUCUCCCGGUGUGGAUCCCGCAGCCGCUCCAGCUAGCGCUGGAUCUUCCCCCUGUCGUAUCCGGACCUCUUGUUUGCUAAUGUUAAUUGUUAUCUGGAGAUUUCAAGACUAGUGCAGUAAGAAGUGUACACAAACAUAAAGUAUGGCACCUACGAGUAAGGCUGAUAGGAAGGCUGCAUUGGAUGCAGCUGCAUGGAUGUUCAAUAUAGUUACAUCUGUCGGAAUUAUCAUGGUCAAUAAGGCCUUGAUGGCAAAAUAUGGCUUCACAUUUGCCACAACAUUGACGGGUCUACAUUUUGCCACAACCACACUUCUUACUCUUGUUUUUAGGUGGCUCGGAUACAUUCAGCCUUCUCACUUACCUUUAUCCAACCUUAUGAAAUUUGUCCUUUUUGGAAACUUAUCUAUUGUUGGAAUGAAUAUCAGUCUGAUGUGGAAUUCAGUCGGUUUUUAUCAGAUUGCAAAGCUGUGCAUGAUUCCAGUAUCAUGUCUUCUAGAAGUUGUGUUUGACAAAAUUCAUUACUCAAGGGCCACAAAGCUUAGCAUACUGGUGGUUCUAUUAGGUGUUGGCAUCUGUACAGUCACCGAUGUCAGUGUCAAUAUGAAAGGGCUUAUAGCUGCUAUCGUAGCAGUUUGGAGCACUGCUUUGCAACAAUACUAUGUUCAUUUUCUUCAAAAGAAAUAUUCACUUGGAUCAUUCAACCUCCUCGGACAUACUGCUCCAUUUCAGGCAGCAUCACUGUUGAUAUUAGGCCCUUUUGUUGAUUAUUGGUUGACAAACAAAAGGGUCGAUGCCUUUGACUACAAUAUAACCUCUGUUUUCUUCAUUGUCCUCUCAUGCACCAUUGCUGUAGGAACCAAUCUCAGUCAGUUCAUCUGCAUAGGACGGUUCACUGCCGUCUCUUUCCAAGUUAUUGGACACAUGAAGACAAUUCUAGUCCUAGUCUUGGGAUUCUUCUUAUUUGGAAGAGAAGGCCUCAAUUUACACGUAAUCUUCGGAAUGAUCUUAGCAGUUUUAGGAAUGAUUUGGUAUGGAAAUGCAUCAUCGAAGCCAGGUGGGAAAGAGCGACGACCUUCUUACACAUCGCCUGCCGAUAAAUCUCAAAAGCUUGCUCUGCUAGCAGAAUCUGGAGAUCACAGUGACAAAGUUUAAUCUUCAAUAUAGCUUGAGCACCACUCCUCAAUCAAUGGAUUCCCCAUUUGUGUCCCUUGUGAUUGCAGUAGAACAGGGAAGAGCUGGUGGUUUCUUUCCCGCCAUACGUUGACAAAUUCAAGAUUGGAUGAGGCACUACAGUGUUUUUACUUGUUUAAAGGUCUUUAUUAAUUUCCAACCAAAAAGAGGGAUCUGCUAUAAUUUAUUGACUGCAGCAUUUCUGAUCGUGAAUUUGAUGAAUGUAUCCUAUUUAGCUACGAACAAUUUUAAGUCUGCUAGAAA